AUUGGAAGUAAUUGCAAUCAUCAUAAAAGUUACUUUUGCUUCUUUUUAAAUUUUGUCUAAGACCUCCGAUUCUAUAUAUGCACAUGAAUUCUCCCAUGGCCUUCCCCAUUUCGCUUUACAUUUCCACCAUAGCAUUUCUAUUGCUAAGCCUACAUCCCACAGACGCAACAAUCGGAGUAUGUUAUGGAAGAUUAGGAGACAACUUACCUUGUGCUCAAGAUGUGGUAAACCUCUACGAAUCCAAUCAAAUAGGAGCCAUGAGACUCUAUGAUCCCGAUCACCCGACACUCGAAGCCUUACAAGGAACAAACAUUAAACUCAUGUUGGGUGUCCGCAACGAAGACAUUGUAUGUAUAGCGUCCGAUCAAUCGGCCGCCGACGAUUGGGUUGAGACCAACGUCGUCCCCUAUGCAACAUCAAUCAAGUACAUCGCUGUUGGAAAUGAAAUCCAUCCUAGUGAUGAACAAGCCUCAUCGAUGGAACCAGCUAUGCAAAAUAUUCUAAAUGCGCUAAAUGCAAACAACUUAGGGAGCCAAAUUAUGGUGUCAACAGCCGUUGAUAUGACCUUACUUAUAAACACUUUUCCACCAUCACAUUCCAAAUUUCAAAACUUAUCAUAUAUUACACCAAUUAUUAACUUUCUAACAACUAAUGAUUGUCCUUUGAUAGUUAAUAUUCAACCUUAUACUACUUAUAUAAAUGAUCCCAAAAAUAUUUCACUCGACUUUCUUUUAUUUACUUCAUGUGGGGAUGUAUUUACUGAUUAUAAAACUGGUAAGGGAUACCAAAAUUUAUUCGAUGCACUAGCUGAUGCAAUGUAUGUAGCUGUGGAAAAAGUCGCGACAUCGGAUCAAAUCAAUUUAUUCCAAAAUAUUGGUCGUAACCAGCGGAUGAGCAAGACCCAGGUGAAGGGAGAAGUAUCGAUGGCCUCAAAGGGCGGAUUUCAUAGUAUGGUGAAAAGUAGUGUUUGGCGAAAUAGUGCUCGCUAUCCUACUAAGGGAUCGGAGUGUGGGCAGCCAAAGAGCGGAGAAGCUGCGACAGUAGAAAAUGCAAAGACGUUUUAUACCAAUAUGAUCAAACAUGUUAAGAAGGGGACUCCUUUGACACCGGGGGAAGAAAUUGAGGUAUAUUUGUUUGCAAUGUUUGAUGAGAAUCAGAAACCAGGAAAUGAGAGUGAGCGCCAUUAUGGACUUUUUACUCCUGAUGAAAAACCUAAGUAUGGCCAACUCAACUUUUGUGGAGAGUAGGGAAAUCAUUAGAGUAUAUGGUUUAAGGUAUAAAUUAUAAUGUAUGUAUUGCUAUUAAAAAUGUUAUGUAUUAAUGAUAUAAUUUGGAGAAAGGAAUAAAGGAAGUGUAUUAAGUCCUUUGCCAACUAUUUUAUAUUUUGUAUAACAAAUUGUUAAGAUAUUGUCUAAUUAGUUAUUAAAUUUCGAUACUUUAUUUAUUUCUAA
Beta vulgaris subsp. vulgaris (sugar beet) is the source of this 1451-nucleotide messenger RNA. Its product is annotated as glucan endo-1,3-beta-glucosidase. Gene Ontology annotation, molecular function: hydrolase activity, hydrolyzing O-glycosyl compounds. The record is from RefSeq and is a predicted model, not a curated record. Gene Ontology annotation, biological process: carbohydrate metabolic process. NCBI's taxonomy places the organism in Eukaryota, Viridiplantae, Streptophyta, Magnoliopsida, Caryophyllales, Amaranthaceae. Gene Ontology annotation, cellular component: plasma membrane.